UCCAGAGCCAUUUUCUAGACAGGUACUUUUUGAGAAUGUGAUGAAAUCACUUCCUUCUAUUCAGCAGGGUGGAGACUCAGAGGUGUAUACCUGUUUUAGUAAGUCUCACUUCCGUGUUUCACAGCAAAGGAAAUCGCAAGGCAACAAGAACUUUGAAUUCAGAAGACAACUCUUCACACCAGAAGUCAGGAUGCUUUAUACAGAGUUACUGCAAUUGUGGAAUGAGUCAGUGCAUGCAAUGGAUAACAAGGACUGGCAAGGUGCUCUGGAAAAACUGGAACAGAUCACUGAACCUACAUCUCGUACUCUCUUCAAUGCUGCAUCAGCACACCUGUGUCUGGGACAGCUGGAUUCUGCACUUCAGGCUUUAGAUCUGACAAUUGUGAAGGAUCAACGUCUCUCCGUUGCAUUUUUCCAGAGAGCAGCAGUUAUGAUCCAGCUUGACAGGUUGGAAGAGGCACUGUCUGACUGUGUCUGGGCACAGAAACACUUGAGAGGAAAUAUGGUCAUUGACUAUAGACAACUUGGGCUGCGUUAUAAGCUCUACAGCUGGCAGGUGUUACAUAAUACAGCAGCUGUGUACUGCCGAAUGGACCAGUGGGAGCAAGCCAGAGAUAUUCUCUUGUCACACAGUCAAGGGGGGAACUUGGACCUGGCUUUGGAUAACAUCCUGAGAAAAGAAAUAAUUGCGCCUCUCCUGGUACCUGAGGGUGUGGUGUUUCGUCCAAGAAAAAAGGAUGUGGAACAGCUCAAGCAGAGAGACUUCUUAGGAAAAGCAAAGGUGAUUUCCUCCAUGAUUCCAAAUGAUGAUUUUGGGGGAUUUGAACCUCUCCGAUUACAAAAACCUGGUUAUUAUCAGCCCAAAGUGGAUGGUGCUCGGGAAUCUCGCUACAUGUGUAUGACAGUUCCUUACAUGGCUCGAGGCCCAGGUCAUUUGACAGUGCCAGGAGGGUCCAAGGUAUUUUUAUUUGAAGAUCAGGACAAGGAUGGGAUGGCAACUGUCAUAUAUGAUGGACAGAGAGGACUUGUGCCAAUGUCUUUGCUAAAGCCAGCAGAUAUCAAGAAGACCAAAGGCAAAACUGAAAAUACCCUUCCUACUGGGAUUCCCCUCCCUCCAGCACUAAAGCCACCUGUUCGUCCACAAAUAUUGUCAAGUUCAGCAGCUCCUGCUUGGGGGGGACAGUUAUCUUCGGACGUGCCACCCCCAUCUUACUCGUCUGCCACCCAUUCACAGCUGCCAUCCCCAGAACCUCCCAAGUAUACAGCCAAUUCAGGCAGCAAAAAGGAUGACAACUCAGUCCAAGAAGCAGAAGCAGAAACAGAUUCUUUGGUUGUAAAGGUUCACUACACAUACACUGUGGCACUGUCAGUUCCCUCAAAUAUGUCGCACAAUGAACUAAAGGAAGAAAUUGCUCAACAUUUGGAUCAGCCACCAUCUUCUUUACGGCUCAGACAUAAGAAGCAUGGUUCUCGGCUACUGGUCCCUCUUGAAUGGGAAUUAGAGCCAGGGAGGACCAUACAAGAGGUCUCAGAGGGUGGCAGAACAACUCUGUGGUGCCAGGCUGAAGAUUCUCUGCGCAACCAUACCAUCCUAUACCAAAUGGUGGCACUAUAUGAUUAUUCUGCUCAGGGUCCUGAGGAUUUAGAAUUCAGUGAAGGGGAUACCAUUGACAUCCUGGGUGAAGUGAACGAAGAAUGGCUGGAAGGACACUGUGCAGGGAAUAUCGGUAUUUUUCCCAGGAGCUUUGCCAUCAGGGAAAAUGAAAACUUUACACAGAUGUAUGAGUUUUGAAAACCGAGUUUUAGUAAACAAUACUACUGUGAUGUCAGAUCUGUUUUGAUACAACCUUCAGUUAAACCAGAUUGAUAAAGACAUUUUACAUUAUAUUUUGAUUGUAGGAAUAAUUGUGAUCAUAAUUAUCAUACAUUUGCUUACAAUAAAGAAAUGCUUUGCUCUGCCCUAGAUAACGUGGCAGCCUCCUAGCAGUAGAUAGCAAGAACAAAAACAUCUAAUCAUCAGAACUGUUAGAACUGCUGCCUGUUCAAGAAAUGAUGACCACACAUGUGAUCAGCAAUCUUCCACACAUGCACACGCACAUGAACAAACAUUUACACCUUGUCUCAAACUGUUUUGCUUGUCGUCUCCUUUUUGUAACAUCCAUGUAAAUAAGGGGCGUCUCAAAACUAAAUAAAUAGAGGUGCCGAGGAGAGGAUAACCAGUGGUGAAUUGUACGAGACAGUUCCUCUCCUCUCUCGACUUGAACUGGUGUCUUUGCUUCCUUUUUUGUCCAGUUUAAUGAAUGUCUGAUUGGUGAACCUUGACAUUGAUUUUCAUUGAUUAUACAAACACAAUUUUUAUCAAAAAAUAUUGAAAACAUAAAUUUUGGUAGCACUAUUAUAUUACUGUAACUUCCUGCAUUAUAUUCUAGUUUGUUUUAUAAAAAACAAUACUGUUCUCAUUUCGGUAUUUGAAAUGGAGGCGUAAUAUAAAAAUAUCAGUUUGGUUCCCUCUUUAAUUCAAGAAAAAUUAGACAAAUUAAGUCAUUUGUUUUUGGAUGUCACUCUUAAUCUCAGCAGAUUACACUGUAUCUGUAAAGUAUUCACAGUUUACUUUUUCCACAAUUUCUCAUGUUAAAAAAUAAUUACCACCCCCAGACACGCACAAAUAUUUUUGGGGAAAUUGUUUAUUUUUUGAAAAAUAAUGAUUUAAAAAUAUCUACAGCACACAGUGGAAGUAGCCUUUUUUGCCAAUUUUUGUAUUCUCAGAACAUAGAAUAUUGUCUCUCUUAAUCGGAAUGUACUUCAAGCGUCUUUGGGUAAACUCCAGGCACGCUUCCAUCUGUCCACUCUACCUCACAGGCCUUAGUGAUGGUUUCUUGCAGAGAUGGUUUUCCUACUAUGUUUUCUUACCACGAUGUCAGUCUACUGCAAUAAAAUCUUG
This is a messenger RNA of Syngnathoides biaculeatus (alligator pipefish), 2941 nucleotides long. It is a transcript of the gene noxa1, whose product is annotated as NADPH oxidase activator 1. The transcript is spliced from 16 exons. The coding region runs from base 41 to 1792 and encodes 583 amino acids. Gene Ontology annotation, molecular function: superoxide-generating NADPH oxidase activator activity; protein binding. NCBI's taxonomy places the organism in Eukaryota, Metazoa, Chordata, Actinopteri, Syngnathiformes, Syngnathidae. The record is from RefSeq and is a predicted model, not a curated record. Gene Ontology annotation, biological process: superoxide anion generation.